Pyrgilauda ruficollis (rufous-necked snowfinch) is the source of this 1440-nucleotide messenger RNA. Its product is annotated as chromodomain-helicase-DNA-binding protein 8-like. NCBI's taxonomy places the organism in Eukaryota, Metazoa, Chordata, Aves, Passeriformes, Passeridae. Gene Ontology annotation, molecular function: ATP-dependent chromatin remodeler activity; ATP binding. The record is from RefSeq and is a predicted model, not a curated record. The coding region runs from base 145 to 1440 and encodes 431 amino acids. The transcript has 10 exons.
CGCCCCCAGGCCGGCGCCUGGCAGAAGCUGGAGGCGUCGCGCGAGUACAAGAACCAGAACCGGCUGCGGGAGUACCAGCUGGAAGGGGUUAACUGGCUGCUCUUCAACUGGUACAACAGGCAGAACUGCAUCCUGGCGGACGAGAUGGGGCUGGGCAAGACGAUCCAGUCGAUCGCGUUCCUGCAGGAGGUGCACGGCGCAGGUGUGCGCGGGCCGUACCUGGUGAUCGCGCCGCUCUCCACCAUCGCCAACUGGGAGCGCGAGUUCGGCACCUGGACCGGCCUCAACACCAUCGUGUACCACGGCAGCCUGGCCAGCCGGCAGAUGAUCCAGCAGUACGAGAUGUACUGCAAGGACGCCAAGGGCCGGCUGAUCCCCGGCGCGUACAAGUUCGACGCGCUGAUCACGACGUUCGAGAUGAUCCUGUCGGACUGCCCCGAGCUGCGCGAGGUGCAGUGGCGCUGCGUGGUCAUCGACGAGGCGCACCGCCUCAAGAACCGGCACUGCAAGCUGCUGGACAGCCUCAAGCACAUGGAGCUGGAGCACAAGGUGCUGCUGACGGGCACACCUCUGCAGAACACGGUCGAGGAGCUCUUCAGCCUCCUGCACUUCCUGGAGCCCUCCCAGUUCCCGUCCGAGGCCGAGUUCCUCAAGGACUUCGGCGACCUCAAGACCGAGGAGCAGGUGCAGAAGCUGCAGGCGCUGCUGAAGCCCAUGAUGCUGUGCCGCCUCAAGGAGGACGUGGAGAAGAACCUGGCGCCCAAGCAGGAGACCAUCAUCGAGGUGGAGCUGACCAACGCGCAGAAGCGCCUCUACCGCGCCAUCCUGGAGCGCAACUUCGCCUACCUGGCGCGCGGGGCGGGGCACGGCAACGUGCCCAACCUGCUCAACACCAUGAUGGAGCUGCGCAAGUGCUGCAACCACCCCUACCUCAUCAACGGAGCGGAGGAGCAGAUCGUGGCCGAGCUGCGCGCCUCGCUGCCCGCGCCGGCGCCGCCGGACCUGGCGCUGCAGGCGCUGGUGCGCUCGGCCGGCAAGCGAUGGGCUGGUUUGAAGGAACCAUCAGUGGUCACUGCUGGUCACGUGUCCCUCACGUGUCCCUCACGUGUCCCUCGCGUGUCCCCAGGAGCGGAGGAGCAGAUCGUGGCCGAGCUGCGCGCCUCGCUGCCCGCGCCGGCGCCGCCGGACCUGGCGCUGCAGGCGCUGGUGCGCUCGGCCGGCAAGCGAUGGUACCCGUACGAGCGCAUCGACGGGCGCGUGCGCGGCAACCUGCGGCAGGCGGCCAUCGACCGCUUCAGCCGGCCCGACUCGGACCGCUUCGUGUUCCUGCUGUGCACGCGCGCCGGCGGGCUGGGCAUCAACCUGACGGCCGCCGACACCUGCAUCAUCUUCGACUCCGACUGGAACCCCCAGAACGACCUGCAGUUGAGGAAAAUAUGA